AUGGUCCCACGUAAGGUCUACGAGCUGUGCCACCAGCCGGAAACCGUCACCUCAGAGUUAGCGCGCGACCCGUCGCAAUGUCCGACAAAGCUCUUCCACAAGCUCUUUGAAGGUCACCAUCGACCGCAUGUACACCAACACAGUUCGGAUUCGAGUUCAGACUCUGCAUCCGAAAAUGAGACACUGGACGACUUACAAAAAGCCCGCGCAUGUGGAAAUUUUGGGUCAGCCCAGCCGAGCAAUCUUUUCUUACAGAUUUAUCAUGAUGCCUUGUGUUCCUUGGAAAAGAACCCCACGGCGGGGGUAGUCUCUCCUCAAUUGAUGGGAAGUACAGGCCUUAUACCAUUAACCAUUGUCGCCCCAUUACCCGAUCUCUGCCGCCAUCUGGCAAAUUGCAUUGCACGCGCCGAGCAUGAAGUCUUCUUGGGCACUAAUUUCUGGAUUUACUCCAAUGCGUCGACUUUAGUGACGAAUGCUAUUCGGGAACUUUCUAAGCGGGCUGGUGAGCAAGGGAGGAAGGUCGUCAUGAAAAUGGUUUAUGAUCGUGGUGAUCCGCGACAGGCAUGGGAAAACCGACUCAGUGUCCACGAGGACCAGUACGCGGGCGGGAAAGUGAAACUUCCCCCAGCGAGUGAGAUCCCCAAUGUUGAUCUCCAGGUUAUAAACUUUCAUCGGCCGAUCUUUGGGACAUUCCAUGCGAAGUUUACUGUCAUCGAUCGGCGCAUGGCCCUACUGCAGAGCAGUAAUAUCCAAGACAACGACAAUCUCGAGAUGCUGGCUCAUAUCGAGGGUCCCAUUGUGGAUAGUUUCUAUGAUGCUGCUUUGCUUUCGUGGGGAAAGGCUUUGGAGCCUCCGCUUCCACUUUUGCAUUCUCCUGCUGCGGAUGCUCCUAUUCCAUGCCUUGCAAAGAAGACGAGUCACGAGGCUACUGUCGAUAAUGGAGCUCAAGAUCUUCCUGAGCAUACUGUCAAGUCUGAACAUUAUGAUCUUGACCUUGAGCAUGAAGCCACAAGAGUGAACGAUAGUGUUUUACCUCGAGGAGAAGAGACGCCCACGCAGGCUGUUAGCCGUCAUCUCAAUACAACAAUCCAACCCGACACAACAGGCGAUGCACCAGAUACCGAUCAAGAUCCCAUCUUCACACCAUACAAAGUCCUUCCGCACCACGAACCCGUAGCAAUGGCUCUCGUAAAUAGAGAACCAUUCGGAUCGCCAAACCACAGCAACACCCAAACCCCCCAAAACUCAGCCUGGAUCUCCGCAAUAAACCACGCAACAAGCACAGUCCUCAUCCAAACCCCAAACAUGAACGCCGAACCACUCCUCGAACCCCUUCUAAACGCAGUUCGUCGCGGUGUCAUCGUCACUUGCUAUCUUUGCCUAGGCUACAACGACGCAGGCGAACUCCUCCCCUUCCAGAACGGAACCAACGAGAUGAUCGCCAAUAGAUUGUACAGCGCCCUCGAGUCUGACGAGGAGAAGGGCAGAUUGAGGGUUCACUAUUAUGUCGGCAAAGAUCAGACGAUGCCUAUUCAUAAUAGUUUCAAGAAGAGGAGUUGUCAUAUUAAGCUGAUGAUUGUUGAUGGAAGGGUUGCUAUUCAAGGAAAUGGGAACCUUGAUACGCAGUCUUUCUUUCACAGUCAGGAGAUCAAUGUUCUUAUUGAUUCGCCUGUUAUUUGUGGUGCUUGGCUUGAACUGAUUGGUUCCAAUCAGAAUACUGCUAGAUAUGGUGCUGCUAGUUCUAAGGAUGGGUGCUGGCAUCAUCCUGAAACUGGGGAGAUUCCGCCUGGCUCUAUUGGCACUGAUCCUGGACGGUUUAGUUGGGCCAUGGGGGUUGUUGGGGCAGUACAGCGUGUUAGGGGUGUUGGUGGAUUUUGA
Messenger RNA from Penicillium antarcticum, 1878 nucleotides. Its product is annotated as IQ calmodulin-binding motif protein. The record is from RefSeq and is a predicted model, not a curated record. Bases 1 to 1878 code for a protein of 625 amino acids. The transcript has 5 exons. Gene Ontology annotation, molecular function: catalytic activity. NCBI's taxonomy places the organism in Eukaryota, Fungi, Ascomycota, Eurotiomycetes, Eurotiales, Aspergillaceae.